UUCGUCCAUCCCCUCUCAUCCAACGGCCCAAACCCCCCAAAAUUUCCCAAACCAUAUCCCUCACUUUUAUAAAACAAUCCGGACAAAACUCCGGCCACAUCUCUCCUCCACAACCGCAAAUGGCCUCUCUCGCCCUCAAAACCUUCGUCGGCCUCCGCCAGACCUCGCCGGAGAGCCACCAUUCCGCCGCCUCGUUUAAGCCGAUUUCUACCCAUAGGCGGCUCCGCGUGGUCGCCGGUAAAUUCAGCCCCAAGGUCACCGGCCGGAACCUCCGGGUUGCCGUCGUGGGCGGCGGCCCGGCAGGGGGGGCAGCCGCGGAGACUCUCGCCAAGGGCGGUAUUGAGACGUUCUUGAUCGAGCGGAAGCUCGAUAACUGCAAGCCGUGUGGCGGAGCUAUCCCGUUGUGUAUGGUCGGAGAAUUUGACUUGCCGUUGGAUAUUAUCGACCGGCGGGUCACGAAGAUGAAGAUGAUAUCGCCGUCGAAUGUGGCGGUCGACAUCGGGAAGACCCUGAAGCCUCACGAAUACAUCGGAAUGGUCCGCCGGGAAGUCCUGGACGCCUACCUCCGGGACCGUGCCGCCGAGUCCGGCGCCACUGUCAUUAAUGGUCUCUUCCUCAAGAUGGACAUGCCGGAGACCUCCAAUGCUCCGUAUGUCCUCCACUACACGGGAUACAACGUCAAGACUGGCGGCGCCGGCGAGAAGCGGACGCUGGAAGUGGACGCGGUGAUCGGCGCCGACGGCGCGAACUCGCGCGUGGCGAAGGCGAUAAACGCCGGGGACUACGAGUACGCUAUCGCGUUUCAGGAGAGGAUCAAGAUUCCCGACGAGAAGAUGCAGUACUACGAGAACUUGGCCGAGAUGUACGUCGGCGACGACGUGUCGCCGGACUUCUAUGGGUGGGUGUUCCCGAAGUGCGACCACGUGGCCGUCGGCACGGGUACCGUGACCCACAAAGGCGACAUCAAGAAGUUCCAAAGCGCCACAAGGCUCCGCGCCCAAGAAAAAAUCCUCGGCGGCAAGAUCAUCCGCGUCGAAGCCCACCCCAUACCCGAACACCCUCGCCCCCGCCGCCUCUCCGAUCGGGUGGCGCUGGUGGGGGACGCGGCCGGGUACGUGACGAAGUGCUCCGGCGAGGGGAUAUAUUUCGCGGCGAAGAGCGGGCGGAUGUGCGCGGAGGCGAUAGUGGAGGGAUCGGAGAACGGGAAGAGGAUGGUGGAGGAAAACGAUCUGAGGAAGUACCUGGAGCGGUGGGACAAGACCUACUGGCCGACGUACAAGGUGCUGGAUGUUCUGCAGAAGGUGUUCUACCGGUCGAAUCCGGCGAGGGAGGCGUUCGUGGAGAUGUGCGCCGACGAGUACGUGCAAAAGAUGACGUUCGACAGCUAUCUGUACAAGAGGGUGGCGCCGGGGAAUCCAUUGGAGGACCUGAAGCUGGCGGUGAACACCAUCGGCAGCUUGGUCAGGGCCAAUGCUCUCAGAAGAGAGAUGGAGAAGCUCAGUACGUAGUGUAUGAGCCAAAUUUGCAUCAUCAGUUGUGAAUCUUUGUAUCCGUCUUUCAUGUAAUGUUUGCUUUUGGAUUAAUUCUGUAUGUUUGGUUACUGCCUUACUGGGUCUGGGUGGGUGAAGACUGAAGAGAAUACAUUUAAGGGGAGGAUUCAUCUCAACUCCUGCUAAUACAUUGCUUAAGUUGCGGCUGAA
Molecule: messenger RNA, 1700 nt
Organism: Diospyros lotus (date-plum)
Lineage: Eukaryota; Viridiplantae; Streptophyta; Magnoliopsida; Ericales; Ebenaceae
Product: geranylgeranyl diphosphate reductase, chloroplastic
Exons: 2
Coding region: 120-1508 (462 amino acids)
Biological process (GO): chlorophyll biosynthetic process; photosynthesis
Cellular component (GO): chloroplast thylakoid membrane
Molecular function (GO): oxidoreductase activity, acting on the CH-CH group of donors, NAD or NADP as acceptor; FAD binding
Source: RefSeq, a predicted model, not a curated record